This is a messenger RNA of Cynocephalus volans (Philippine flying lemur), 3318 nucleotides long. It is a transcript of the gene GLI1, whose product is annotated as GLI family zinc finger 1. Bases 1 to 3318 code for a protein of 1105 amino acids. The transcript has 11 exons. NCBI's taxonomy places the organism in Eukaryota, Metazoa, Chordata, Mammalia, Dermoptera, Cynocephalidae. Gene Ontology annotation, molecular function: RNA polymerase II cis-regulatory region sequence-specific DNA binding; DNA-binding transcription factor activity, RNA polymerase II-specific. Gene Ontology annotation, biological process: smoothened signaling pathway; regulation of transcription by RNA polymerase II. The record is from RefSeq and is a predicted model, not a curated record. Gene Ontology annotation, cellular component: nucleus.
AUGUUCAACUCGAUGACCCCACCGCCAGUCAGUAGCUAUGGCGAGCCCUGCUGUCUCCGACCCCUCCCCAGUCAGGGGGGGUCCAGCAUGGGGACAGAAGGACUGUCUGGUCUGCCCUUCUGCCACCAAGCCAACCUCAUGUCCAGCCCCCACAGUUAUGGGCCAGCCAGAGAGACCAACAGCUGCACUGAGGGCCCACUCUUUCCUCCUCCCCGGAGUACAGUCAAGUUCACCAAGAAGCGGGCACUCUCCAUCUCACCUCUGUCAGAUGCAAGCCUGGACCUGCAGACAGUUAUCCGCACCUCGCCCAGCUCUCUUGUUGCCUUCAUCAACUCACGCUGCACAUCUCCAGGAGGGUCCUAUGGCCAUCUCUCCAUUGGCACCAUGAGCCCAUCUCUGGGAUUCCCACCCCAGAUGAAUCACCAAAAAGGGACCUCACCUUCCUUUGGGGUCCAGCCCUGUGGUCCCCAUGACUCCACCCGGGGUGGGAUGAUGACACAUCCUCAGUCCCGGGUUCCCCUCCCAACUUGCCAGCUAAAGUCUGAGCUGGACUUGCUGGUUGGCAAGUGCCCGGAAGAGCCCUUGGAAGGUGAUAUGUCUAGCCCCAACUCCACAGGCACACAGGAUCCCCUGUUAGGGAUGCUGGAUGGGCGGGAGGACCUUGAGAGAGAGGAGAAGCCUGAGCCUGAAUCCGUGUAUGAGACUGAUUGCCGCUGGGAUGGCUGCAGCCAGGAAUUUGACUCCCAGGAGCAGCUGGUGCACCACAUCAACAGUGAGCACAUCCAUGGGGAGCGGAAGGAGUUCGUGUGCCAUUGGGGGGGCUGCUCCAGGGAGCUGAGGCCCUUCAAAGCCCAGUACAUGCUGGUGGUGCAUAUGCGCAGACACACAGGCGAGAAGCCACACAAGUGCACGUUUGAAGGGUGCCGGAAGUCAUACUCACGCCUUGAAAACCUGAAGACACACCUGCGGUCACACACGGGUGAAAAGCCAUACAUGUGUGAGCAUGAGGGCUGCAGUAAAGCCUUCAGCAAUGCCAGUGACCGAGCCAAGCACCAGAAUCGGACCCACUCCAAUGAGAAGCCAUAUGUGUGUAAGCUCCCUGGCUGCACCAAACGCUAUACAGAUCCCAGCUCACUUCGAAAACAUGUCAAGACAGUUCAUGGUCCUGAUGCUCAUGUGACCAAGCGGCACCGAGGCGAUGGCCCCCUGCCCCGGGCACAGUCCCUUUCCACAGUGGAGCCCAAGAGAGAGCACGAUGGAGGCCCCAUCAGGGACGAGAGCAGGCUGACCGUGCCAGAGGGUGCCACGAAGCCACAGCCAAGCCCUGGGGCCCAGUCAUCCUGCAGCAGUGACCACUCCCCGGCAGGCAGUGCAGCCAAUACAGACAGCGGUGUGGAAAUGACUGGCAAUGCAGGGGGCAGCACUGAGGACCUGUCCAGCUUGGAUGAGGGGCCUUGCAUUGCUGGCACUGGUCUGUCCACUCUUCGCCGUCUUGAGAACCUCAGGCUGGACCAGUUGCAUCAGCUCCGGCCAGGCGGGCCCCGGGGCCUCAAACUGCCCAGCUUGACCCACACUGGCACCCCAGUGUCCCGCCGCCUGGGCCCACCAGCCUCUCUUGACCGCCGCAGCAGCAGCUCCAGCAGCAUCAGCUCUGCCUAUACUGUUAGCCGCCGCUCCUCCCUGGCUUCGCCUUUCCCCCCUGGAUCCCCACCAGAGAAUGGGGCAUCCUCCCUGCCUGGCCUCACACCUGCCCAGCACUACCUGCUCCGGGCAAGAUGUGCUUCAGCCAGGGGGGGUGGUACUCCACCCACUGUAGCACCUGUCCUGGAUCGGAUGGGAGGUCUUCCUGUACCUCCUUGGAGAAGCCGAGCUGAGUAUCCAGGAUACAACCCCAAUGCAGGGGUCACUCGGAGGGCCAGUGACCCAGCCCGGGCUGCUGACCGCCCUGCUCCAGCCAGAGUCCAGCGGUUCAAGAGCCUAGGUUGUGUCCACACACACCCCACUGUGGCAGGGGGAGGUCAGAACUUUGAUCCUCGCCUCCCAACCUCUGUCUAUUCACCACAGCCCCCCAGCAUCACUGAGAAUGUUGCUAUGGACACCAGAGGGCUACGGGAGGAGCCAGAGGUUGGGGCCUCCAUGAUGGGUAGUGAUCUCAUCCCCUAUGUGGAAUUCCCACCUGCUGAUACUCUAGGAUAUGGGGUACCUGAGGGAGCAGCAGCUGAGCCUUAUGGAACUAGGGGUCCAGGCUCCCUGCCUCUUGGGCCUGGUCCACCCACCAACUAUGGCCCCAACCCCUGUCCCCAGCAGAUCUCCUAUCCUGACCCCAACCCAGAAACAUGGGGUGAGUUCCCUUCCCACUCGGGGCUAUACCCAGGCCCCAAGACUCCAGGUGGAGCCUAUAGCCAGUGUCCUCGACUUGAACAUUAUGGACAAGUGCAGGUCAAGCCGGAACAGGGGUGCCCAGUGGGGUCUGACUCCACAGGACUGGCACCCUGCCUCAAUGCCGAUCCCAAUGAAGGGCCUCCUCGCCCACAGCCUCUAUUCUCCCACUACCCCCAACACCCUCCUCCCCAAUAUCCCCAGUCAGGCCCCUACAGCCAGCCGCCCCAUGAUUAUCUUCCUUCAGAACUCAGGCCUGGCCUGGAUUUUGAUUCCCCUACUCAUUCCACAGGACAGCUCAAGGCUCAGCUUGUGUGUAAUUAUGUUCAGUCUCAACAGGAGCUACUGUGGGAAGGUGAGGGCAGGGCAGAUGCCCCAGUCCAGGAACCUCCCUACCAGAGUCCCAAGUUCCUAGGGGGUUCCCAGGUUAGCCCAAACCCUGCCAAGGCCCCAGUGGCCACAUAUGGACCUGGCUUUGCACCCAACUUGUCCAAUCACAAGUCAGGCUCCUAUCCCACCCCAUCACCAUGCCAUGAAAAUGUUGUGGGGGCAAACAGGGCUUGCCAUAGAGCAACAGCACCACCCCGACUUCUGCCCCCAUUGCCCACUUGCUAUGGGCCCCUCAAGGCAGGUGGCACCAACCCCAGCUGUGGCCAUCCUGAGGUGGGCAGGCUGGGAGGGGGUCCUGCCUUGUACCCUCCUCCCGAAGGGCAGGUGUGUAACCCUCUGGACUCUCUUGAUCUUGACAACACUCAGCUGGACUUUGUGGCUAUUCUGGAUGAGGCCCAGGGGCUGAGCCCUCCCCAUGCCCAUGAUCAGGAGGUUACCUCUGAACACACCCCAUCUCCCUCUGGGCCUCCCAACAUGGCUGUGGGCAACAUGAGUGUCUUACUGAGAUCCCUGCCUGGAGAGACACAAUUCCUCAACUCUAGCGCCUGA